Molecule: messenger RNA, 3690 nt
Organism: Priapulus caudatus
Lineage: Eukaryota; Metazoa; Priapulida; Priapulimorpha; Priapulimorphida; Priapulidae
Product: calcium-binding mitochondrial carrier protein SCaMC-1-like
Biological process (GO): transmembrane transport
Molecular function (GO): calcium ion binding; ATP transmembrane transporter activity
Source: RefSeq, a predicted model, not a curated record
UGGUCAGAACCAGAAAAAGUAAGAAAAAGAAAGAAUGGCGUUUACCUAUAAAAUAUGGUCUCCGUAGGGCCGUGUAGUAAAUUGUAGGGUUUCUUGUUGUUACGGUGUUUCUUAGCUGAUUUAAAUGCCAGGUAAUAUAGGUUCAUCCCCUCUUCACCCCCAUACGGGCUUACACACAAUGCCCCCAGAAGAGGUGGAGAGGUUAUCAUCGUUGUUUGAGAAAUUGGAUGUGAAUAAAGAUGGAAAGAUCGACGUUGAAGACCUAUCGGCGGGUUUGCAUGCAAUGGGGAUACCAACCGUUGCUGGGCAAGCAGAGAAAAUGGUUAAAAAAGCUGAUAUAGCAAAGGAUGGUGGAGUGGAUUUUGCAGAAUUUGCACAGUAUGUAAUUGAACAUGAAAAAACUCUCAUGCUGCACUUCAGAAGCAUGGAUGCAAAUGAUGAUGGAUGGAUAAAGAUGGGUCACUAUCCAUAGAUUGGAAUGAGUGGAGGAACUAUCUCUUUCUUAACCCUUCCACAGACAUCCAUGGCAUCAUAAACUUCUGGAGGCACCAAUAUUUUGUUGACGUUGGUGAAGACCUGACAGUACCAGAGGAGUUCACAGAAUCAGAAAUUCAGCAGGGAGUAUGGUGGCGACAUCUAGUAGCAGGAGGUUCGGCAGGCGCCGUGUCUCGGACAUGUACAGCGCCACUGGAUCGACUGAAAGUUUUAUUGCAAGUGAACAUGCAAUACAACGUUGCUGGCAGUGCGACGAUCCGGGCCACCAAGGGAGGAAUGCUGCAGGUGCAUGCGACAAAGGCCAACCAGCUGGGCAUAUUAUCCGGUAUGAAGCACAUGCUACACGAGGGUGGCACACAGUCACUCUGGCGGGGGAACUUCAUCAACGUUCUGAAAAUCGCACCGGAGAGUGCAAUCAAAUUCAUGGCAUAUGAGCAGAUUAAGCGGUUAAUACGAAGAAAUGACCACACUGAUGUUACCAUAGGCCAGAGAUUCUGUGCAGGUUCAGCGGCAGGUGCCAUUUCACAGUCAACUAUAUAUCCAUUAGAGGUACUGAAAACGAGGUUAGCUUUACGGAGGACUGGGCAAUACUCCAGUAUAUCAGACGCCGCCAAGAAAAUAUACAGAAACGAGGGUCUUCUCUGUUUUUAUCGAGGAUAUGUGCCCAACCUGCUAGGCAUUAUACCCUAUGCUGGGAUCGAUCUAGCUGUCUAUGAGUCACUCAAGCGAUGGUAUUUGACGAACCACUCCAAAGUUGAGGACCCAGGUGUGUUACUACUGCUGACAUGUGGCACAGCCAGCAGCACGUGUGGACAGUUAGCCAGCUACCCAUUAGCUCUAGUCAGAACACGACUUCAGGCACUAGGAGUGACAGGAGGCAAGCAGGAUAUGACAAUGUUAGGAAUGUUUAGGGCAAUAUUACAAAGUGAAGGCGUCACAGGACUGUACAGAGGAAUUGCUCCCAAUUUUAUGAAGGUGGCACCUGCUGUUGGCAUCAGUUACGUUGUUUAUGAACACGUCCGACGAGCACUCGGCGUAGAAAUGACAUAAUGCCUAUAGUUAUUGCAAUUCGCCAGCUGUUGUUUUUAUUUCUUUCACGUAUACUGCGGCAGGUAACACCAUAUAUAUUGCAACUGUGGGCAUGCUAAUGUUUCUCGUGACAGCUAUUCAGCAUUGUCCUAUGCCACGGACAGAUGAGACUAGUCAUGUAGUCCUGCAACCUGUAGGUUAAAUGACUGCAUCAGGAGAGUGAGGCGACACAAGUUGUCGGCUGUGGUGCUGAAGUGCUUAUGCCAUACAAACAUAUUUCGCCAUGAUUUUGUGAUAGGUUCUUGAAUCGUAUAUCAAACUCAACAUCGGGUUUGGACGUAACACAGCAUUCCUGUACCAGCAACUAGUCCAUAGGCAUUGUAAGCCACACACAGAUAUAUUGUAAAGGGCAAAUAUUUUAAAGGACGUGAGGCUGAGGAAUGUUGUGUUAAAUACUGAGUAUAUAUUGUUGACGAUGAUAGAAUGAUUUAUAUAGUGUGCAAGUCGGGUAUGAGACAAGCAAGUGUUAUUUCCAUGUACAUAUGGGCCUAGAAAACUCAGCUAGCAUGUUAUGUUCUGCACUGUCUUUGCAGGUUUGUGUUCAUAAAUCUGUGAUGCUUUAUUUUGUGUGCACUGCAGCAUUUAACCGUGUCUGCGUGUUUGACCUAGACCUUAGUAUUGCAUUUGCUUUGUCAUUGCCAAAGUUGAGUCCUCUCGAAUUUCGCUUUCUAGCUACAGAUAAUUGACCAGGGCUCAUCACCUGCAUGUGCUGUUCCUCUCUUCAGAGGCAAUGUUAAGUGCAGUGGGAUGUUGGCGGAUGACUGUUUUGUAGGUAAUAAUUGGCCUACAGCAACUGCCUCUUUGGCAGUGGUUGGAAGGUGUGACGCUUGCUUGUAUGUAAGCUUGCACAAUACAUAGCAUACAAUAGCAUAGCUCUAGUUUUUCUAGCACGUCUUUCCUUAGGUCACUCCGUCUACGAACAUGGAUCUAGCGUUUUGAUUAUUUAUUAUUUUCUGAAAUAUUGUGCGUGAGUGCUUGUAUCGUUUCUGCCAUAGUUGUUAAUUCCCCAAGAUUGAUCUUGCAUAAAUACUAGCACUGUGUACUUCUCCUGCUUGUAGUUUUACCAUGAUGAACUCCCUAUUGCAACUCUGAACUUUUCUUUUAAUGAUAGAAUGCAGUUAUUGCUAAAGAAGAGCUUUUCUCAAGUAGGCAAAUGCAUCCAAAAUAUCUGUUUGUGAGGCAAUUAGCAGUUAUCAAUUGGGAAAUUUACUCUGCCCUCGAAUGAAGCCUAGUCAGGCAGUAGUUGUAUAGGUUCAGUAUUAUACUUUUUGCUUCGUGGCUUGACAUACCCUUACUUAAUUAUUAAAUAAUGAUACUGAACGAUCUAUUCCUCAUGCUUACCUCGUGAGAACAGCUUACACAUUGCCCGUAUGUGGUGUGAUGCUCAUCACCUGCUUUGAUAAGUAGCCAUUCUUCACAGCCUGCUUGCACUGUACCCGUUAGCAAACGCCAACAACCGACGUGGCAACUACAUCAUUCAAGUUGAUAUCGGUGUCCUUAGUAAAUUAUAAAUAGUAAUAAGUAACUUUAUAUACAUAUCUGUUUUGAAUAAUGGUUAUCUCAAGUGUUGCUGUAAAUGUUUGUUUUAUUCUUAUUAUCUUAAAUAAUGAUAUACUUUUUGUACUACUUCUGCAAGGAGAUUGCAUGAUAUGCUUGUCAAUUUUCAUAAAACUUACUCUGAUGAUAAAAUUUGGUGUAGCUUACUUAUUACAUUUAAGAUCUGCUGGCGCACAUCACUGUUCAAAAUUGUCAUGCCCAAAUCUUGCAUAAACUAGUUGUGAGUGAGUAGCUUGCAGUUAAACGCCAAUUUACCAACCAGUAAUGUUUAAUGCUUUACUUUAGUCACGUUUCCAACCGCUUUUACCGCCAUAUGUUCAUGGAAUUCGGAUGGUAAUGAUCUUGGUGUGGUAUCAUAACGAAUUUACGAAAAAAAGGUUAUUUCCCAACAUUCAGAAGUGCCAGCGCGACGUUUAAGUGGCGUCCAUCAUGUGUAUGUAGUGGGUAUUAUACUUGGCUACAAGGAGUUAUGCAUUUCAGAGCCUGCGUAAAUUUGAUAUUGCCUGUGUAAAUUACUUAUUAUAUUAAUAAAACAUUUGAACUUUUUAA